AUGUCUGGUCGCGGUAAAGGUAAAGCUAAGGGCACCAAGUCCAAAAGCCGCUCAUCACGAGCAGGGCUUCAAUUCCCUGUAGGUCGAAUGUCCGAAGCAAAUUCCUCCGCUAAAAAGAAGCCGACUGCGCCCAAAAAGCCAGCCGAGCAUCCACCUUAUGCUGACAUGAUCAUAGCUGCUAUCUUAGCGUUGAAAGAGCGAAACGGCUCUUCUCGCCAAGCCAUCGAGAAGUACAUCAAGGCCAACUACAAGGUUGGUGAGGUCGGUCCACACCUGAAGAUGGCUUUAAAGAGGGGCGUCACGAGUGGAAAGUUUGUCCACACCAAGGGAGUUGGAGCUUCUGGUUCCUUCAAGGUGGCCAAGGAGGAAAAGAAGGAGAAGAAGCCGAAGAAGAAGCCAGCAGCAAAGAAGUCUGCUGCUAAACCAAAGAAGCCCGCCGCCAAGAAGGCAGCAAAGAAACCAGCGGCCAAGAAGACCGCAAAGAAACCAGCGGCCGUAAAGAAACCCGCAACUAAAAAGCCAGCACUCGCCACUAAGGCAGCUCGUAAGAGCGCUCCUGCUACUGGUGGAGUCAAGAAACCUCAUCGUUACAGGCCUGGUACGGUCGCUCUUCGUGAGAUCCGUCGUUACCAGAAAUCCACCGAGCUGUUGAUCCGCAAGCUGCCCUUCCAGCGUCUUGUGCGAGAAAUCGCUCAAGAUUUCAAGACAGAUCUGCGUUUCCAAAGCUCGGCUGUGAUGGCCCUUCAAGAAGCUAGCGAGGCUUACCUUGUUGGUCUGUUUGAAGACACCAACUUGUGCGCCAUCCACGCCAAGCGUGUCACGAUCAUGCCUAAGGACAUUCAGUUGGCCCGCCGAAUCCGCGGAGAACGAGCUUAAGUGAAGAACCUCCACAAAACAAACGGCUCCUAUAGGAGCCACCACAUGAAUAAAAGCAAUGACCA
Molecule: messenger RNA, 941 nt
Organism: Pocillopora verrucosa
Lineage: Eukaryota; Metazoa; Cnidaria; Anthozoa; Scleractinia; Pocilloporidae
Product: histone H1-delta-like
Biological process (GO): nucleosome assembly; negative regulation of DNA recombination; chromosome condensation
Cellular component (GO): nucleosome; nucleus
Molecular function (GO): nucleosomal DNA binding; double-stranded DNA binding; structural constituent of chromatin
Source: RefSeq, a predicted model, not a curated record